Nerophis lumbriciformis (worm pipefish) is the source of this 3649-nucleotide messenger RNA. It is a transcript of the gene coro1cb, whose product is annotated as coronin, actin binding protein, 1Cb. Gene Ontology annotation, molecular function: actin filament binding. The record is from RefSeq and is a predicted model, not a curated record. Gene Ontology annotation, biological process: actin filament organization; cell migration. NCBI's taxonomy places the organism in Eukaryota, Metazoa, Chordata, Actinopteri, Syngnathiformes, Syngnathidae.
GACCUCUUAUCUCACGUGUCUGCUUUCUUUUACGGCCUCCUGACUCACUGGCCGUCCGACUAAUUAUAGAACAUUCCUGCCAUACAGAAUGGGAGAAGAUAGAUAGAAAGGGUGUGAGGAAUAUACCAAAAUAGAGUUCAAGAUGGUUUAAAGAUAGCAGCAGCCUGUUCAUGUGGGACAUUAAGGACAAGCCAUCCUUCUGUUGAUACCUACUUCUGCUGAUGUGUCUUUCUUAUUGUACGACAGAACUAUGGGCCAGAAGGUGGAGAAGAUGCAAGAUACAGACAAAGAGGAACCAUGGGAAGGUAUGGCCGCUGCGGGACGUAUGGACCCCCAAAUUGAGCAGCCAAUCGCAGGUCUCGGUCAGAGGGAUCGACCUCUGAUAGUCGCAGGGGGUGGAGACGAGGAGAGACGGCCUGACACUGGAGCUACAGAGCACUCAAAGACCAGACAGACUUUGGAGAAAACCUCUCCUAACAAGGAGGGUAGUAAAACUAUGGAUGAGGAGCAAGCUGGCAGACGUACGGUUGAUGCAAGAGUCUUAUGCGAGCUUCCGAACGAGGGGGACUGUCUAGUGCUGGAUGGGAACAAAACCAAAUCACCUGUCAAAAAUAGAGCUGAGGAAGACACUACGCAACCAUCCAGGAAUUGCCUACCAGAGAACUUUGAAUUGACAGACAGCAGGUGUCCACACUCUGAAAGUGACUUGCGAAACACAGCAAAGGAGGCGGACCUCUUGAUGGUGACGAGAAAUGAAUCAAAUUGUGAUCGGAGUCAAUCGGAAACUAUAGCAACGCCGGAUUCAGGGUCUUAUGCACCAGAAACCCAAGAGGACAGGUUCACCGGUGCGGUCUCCAAUAGAGCAAACGCAGUGGCACACAGUUUGGGAACAACAAAACCAUUGAAAGACCAGAGACCUUGUCCAAAACCGCAACCGGAACAGGACAGUCGCGUUGAUUGCAAUAAAGACUGCGAUGGAAUGUCACAUUUUGCACACUUGACAAAGGAGAGUGAUCCUGUACGUGUUUCCGCCGUCACCAUCCCUCCACCUUUAGCCCAUUUUUUACCCGAAAAAGACGCAUUGACUGAACAAAUGGACCAGCCUCCGCCGACCAAAGUCAAAGGUCCGCCUCCGCCUGUUCCGAAGAAACCUAAAAAUCCAUUUAUUAAGCUUAAGACAACUCAGUUGAGCUCCGGUGACGUGCAGAGACGAGUAAACCAGCGUUCUGAGGACAGAGCCAGGAGGAGACGCACUGUGGAUUUUAACCGAUGCGGAAAGAUGUCCAACCAGGACAUGUGUGCACUGUGGGACGAUAGAGGCACCUACACCAACAUACGACGCUUGUCCAUGGACCUCAGGCCUUGGGAAAACGUGUCACUGGAACACAUGGACGACGAGUACGGGGACUUGAUCAACUUUGAGUACUGUGCCCGUAUGGGAAAACUGUCCCCAGAUGAAGACCUCGUAGACUUGGACAUGGUGCAGAGGCGCGUGUUCCUGGAAAGAAGAAAUAAGUUCAAAAGAGAACCGCCACCUGUCGUGACAAAGCCACCAAAUCCUUCCAUCCCUGCAGAGUCCGCGCAUGCAUCAGAUCAUGAGACUGAGCAACCAAAACCGGCUCUGAGAAGAGAGCCCCUCACACGGGACAACAUCAGAUCCAACCAAGAUCACUCCGAGAUUGCAUCCUUCAAGCCUGUGGCCGAGCUCGUCAAGGAGACCAUGAAGAGAAGUCAGGCUCACCGACUACAGCCCGAAGGAGCCAAAACUCAAGUCCGGGUGGCAGAGCGUCAGAGUUCAAACAUCAACGUUUCUCAAAUAAAGAACGCCUUUGAUGUGCCAAAGAAGUCCAAAGAGAGACCACAAGAGCCUCAACCACUUCAAAAGAAAGACAUGUUGCGGCGAGUUGUGCGACAGAGCAAGUUUCGGCACGUCUUCGGCCAGGCGGUGAGGAACGACCAGUGCUACGACGACAUCCGCGUCUCCAGGGUAACAUGGGACAGCUCUUUCUGCGCCGUCAACCCCAAAUUUGUUGCCAUCAUCAUCGAGGCCAGCGGGGGCGGAGCCUUCCUUGUCCUUCCUUUACACAAGACUGGCCGCAUAGACAAGGUCUUUCCUACAGUGUGUGGUCACACGGGUCCGGUGCUGGACAUCGACUGGUGUCCUCACAACGAUCUCGUCAUCGCCAGCGGCUCAGAGGACUGCACCGUUAUGGUUUGGCAGAUCCCUGACAAGGGUCUGGAGUCUUCCCUCUCAGAGGCGGUGGUGGUCUUGGAGGGCCACUCCAAGAGGGUGGGCAUUGUGUCUUGGCAUCCAACAGCGCGCAACGUUCUGCUCAGUGCAGGGUGCGACAACCAGAUCAUCAUCUGGAAUGUGGGCUCGGGCGAGGCCAUGAUCAACCUGGAAGACAUGCAUCCCGACGUUAUCUUUAGUGUCAGCUGGAGCCGCAACGGCAGCCUCCUCUGCACCGCCUGCAAGGACAAAAAGGUCCGCGUCAUCGACCCCCGUAAAAAGAAGAUCGUCGUGGAGAAGGACAAAGCCCACGAGGGAGCCCGGCCAAUGAGAGCAAUCUUUUUAGCAGACGGAAAGAUUUUCACCACUGGAUUCAGCCGCAUGAGCGAGCGCCAGCUUGCGCUAUGGAAAGCUGACAACAUGGACGAGCCUAUUUGCGUACAGGAAAUGGACUCCAGCAACGGCGUCCUGCUCCCUUUCUUUGACCCAGACACCAAUAUAGUCUACCUGUGCGGAAAGGGCGACAGCAGCAUUCGCUACUUUGAGAUCACGGACGAGGCGCCGUACGUCCACUACCUCAGCACCUUCUCCACCAAGGAGCCCCAGAGGGGCAUGGGGUACAUGCCCAAACGCGGUCUUGAUGUCAACAAAUGUGAAAUUGCCAGGUUUUAUAAAUUACAAGAGAGAAAAUGCGAACCAAUCAUCAUGACAGUCCCGCGCAAGUCGGACCUCUUCCAGGACGACCUGUACCCAGACACGGCGGGCCCAGACCCCGCCCUGGAGGCGGAGGGGUGGUUCGCCGGCAAAAACGGGGGUCCCAUCCUCAUCUCGCUCAAGGACGGCUACGUCCCAACCAAGGGCCGCGAUCUGAAAGUGGUCAAGUCGAACGUCCUGGAGAACAAAGCGGCCACAAAGGCGGAGAACGUCUCGAUCGUCCAGAAGCACGUCUCUCAUGCGCCCGCGCAGCAAUCGACACAGAAGAUGGAGGACAAGCUGGAGGAGGUGCUCAGGGAGUUCAAGUCCCUGCGGGACCGCGUCAUCCUUCAGGACCGUCGUAUCGCCAGACUGGAAGAGCAGGUCGCCAAGGUCGCCAUCCUCGCUCGUCCCGCAGCUGAACGCUCGGCCAAUCAGAGGCCAGCUGACCUGCGAGCCCCCAGAGAGCCGAGAACAGCCCACAGACGCAGCGCCGCAGAUCUGAUCGCUCAGGAGACGCACCAAGAGGAAGCCAAGCGACUGUGGUGGUCCUUUCUGGACACAUUCGGGACAAAAUUGAGGGCAACCAUCUGAUCAUAAAAGGAGGAAAGAUAGUCAAUGAUGACCAGUCGUUUUACGCUGAUGUUUACAUCGAGGACGGAACCAUCAAACAGAUCGGGCAGAACUUGAUUGUUCCUGCGGCUGUGAGGACGGUUGAUGCUUCUG